Molecule: messenger RNA, 1547 nt
Organism: Anopheles nili
Lineage: Eukaryota; Metazoa; Arthropoda; Insecta; Diptera; Culicidae
Gene: GatA
Product: glutamyl-tRNA(Gln) amidotransferase subunit A, mitochondrial
Exons: 2
Coding region: 69-1547 (492 amino acids)
Biological process (GO): glutaminyl-tRNAGln biosynthesis via transamidation; mitochondrial translation
Cellular component (GO): glutamyl-tRNA(Gln) amidotransferase complex; mitochondrion
Molecular function (GO): glutaminyl-tRNA synthase (glutamine-hydrolyzing) activity
Source: RefSeq, a predicted model, not a curated record
ACCGACAAAUUAGUCAGCUUCUUAACGCAAAACUUUUGCAAUUGCUAAUUACAAAAUAAAACCAAAUAAUGCAACGAUUGCCUCUUGGAGCACGCAAAUUGUCGGAGUGUUUUCGGGAGAAAUCACUAAAUCCCCUUGCAGUUACUGAACAAAUUUUAGCUCUGAUCGAAAGUUUAAAGCCUUUAAAUGCAUUCAUUAGACUAUCGUCCAGAACAGCCUUGCAGCAAUCUGAAGCCGCUACAGAUCGCUAUCAUAAGAAUACUCCGAAAAGUGUCCUCGAUGGUGUUACGAUAGCAGUGAAGGAUAACUUCUGCACCAAAGACAUCCAUACCACUUGUGCUUCUCGCAUGCUUGAGAAUUUUAUUCCCACAUACAACGCUACCGUUGUGGAAAGAUUAGAAAAAUGUGGUGCUAUCGUUCUUGGCAAAACAAACCUGGAUCAGUUUGGUAUGGGGUCUGGUUGUAUCGAUUCCAUUUUUGGACCUACACGUAACAGUUGGAGUGAAAAACUUGAUGAUGACAAUUUUCGAAUCGCUGGGGGAAGUUCUGGCGGCUCCGCUGUAGCUGUAGCUGCUGGUUUAUGUUACGCUGCCCUUGGAUCUGACACCGGUGGUUCCACGAGAAAUCCGGCUUCUUACUGUGGUGUGGUUGGAUUGAAGCCUACCUAUGGGCUUUUAUCUCGUCAUGGAUUGAUACCGCUUGUAAAUUCGAUGGAUGUUCCAGGUAUAAUGACGCGAACCGUAGAUGAUUGUUUGACCGUUUUAAAUGCCAUUGCCGGUCCCGAUGACUACGAUUCAACGACAGUGAAGAAGCCCUUUGAGAACAUACCAACGUUUGAAAAGGAAAUAUGUCUUAAAGGAGUCAGAAUAGGCAUACCUAUCGAAUAUCACUGUGCCGGUCUUGAUGAAGAAGUUCUUGAAACAUGGACUUUAGUGGCGGAUAUGCUCGAAUCUGCUGGAGCUACUGUACAUGCUGUAUCUUUACCUUAUACUUCGUCUUCAAUAUUCGUUUAUUCUAUUCUCAAUCAAUGUGAAGUUAGCAGCAAUAUGUCUCGUUACGACGGCAUCGAGUAUGGCCACCGUUCCCAAGAAGACACAAGUACGGAACAGCUGUAUGCCAAAACAAGGGCCGCAGGCUUUAACAGUGUUGUAAAGAACCGUAUUCUUUCGGGAAAUUAUUUCCUGCUACGUCAAAACUAUGACAAAUUCUUCCAAAAAGCCCUUCAAGUACGAAGACUUAUAGCAGACGACUUUGCGAAGGCAUUCAGAACUGUUGAUGUACUUCUUACACCGACCACGCUUAGUGAUGCACCAUUGUUUAAAACCUUCACGCAAAGCAAUAAUCGCGAUCAAUGUGCUGUACAAGAUUUCUGCACCCAGCCGGCAAAUAUGGCUGGCAUACCUGCGCUUUCGAUUCCGGUGCGAUUAUCGUCUCGCCGGCUGCCAAUAAGUCUGCAACUAAUGGGUAAUCAUUUUACGGAACGCAAUCUGUUUGCUAUUGCUAGCUGGAUCGAAAAGGAGGUGAAUUUCAUAGCAAACUACGACUAG